CUAACGUGAGCUAAAUAACCUUAACCAAAAACAGAUUUCUUUUAUUGGGGCGUUGUCUCCGCCAGAAGUGCAGUAUUUUAUUAGAAUGGCUGGUAAAUUUGUUUGUGUGGAAGACUAUGAGAAUCAUGCGAAAAAAGUGUUACCUUCGUAUGCCCUUGAAUAUUACAGAUCAGGGGCUGAUGAAGAGCAAACUCUGCGUGAAAAUCGCGAAUCUUUUAAAAGAUGGCGAUUAAUGCCUCGAAUGUUACGAGGAGUCCAAAAUCGUUCAAUGAAUGCUACAGCACUUGGAUGUCGUGUCUCCGCUCCUUUUGGAAUCGCUCCCACUGCUAUGCAGAGAAUGGCGCAUCCGGAUGGCGAGUGCGCGACGGCAAAAGCUGCUGCAGCGCAUGGCAUUAUCUACAUUCUGAGCACGAUUGCAACCAGCAGUAUCGAAGAAAUCGCCGAAGCCGCGCCCAACGGCACUAACUGGUUUCAGCUUUACAUUUACAAAGAUCGACAAGCCACGAUAGAUUUGAUUCGUCGUGCUGAGAAAGCCAAUUUCAAAGCUCUCGUCGUAACAGUUGACACUGCCGUGCUUGGCCGACGUCUCGUGAAUGAACGACACGGAUUCGACCUACCACCUCAUCUCAAAUUGGGCAAUUUCGACACCGUCGACGAGAAAUCAGAUUUUCACACGGUCAAGAAGGAAGAAGGAUCCCGUUUGGCGGCCUACGCUUCCGUCAUGUUCGACUCCAGUUUAACAUGGAAAGACAUUGAUUGGUUGAAAAGUAUCACCAAGUUACCCAUUGUGCUAAAAGGGAUCCUUCGCCCUGACGACGCCGAACUUGCUGUGCAACACGGAGUAUCUGCCAUAGGAGUUUCGAAUCACGGAGGGCGCCAAUUGGAUGGCGUUCAAGCAACGAUUGACGCACUUCCAGCCAUAGUUAAGCAGGUGAACGGACGUUGCGAAGUUUUUCUCGAUGGUGGCGUUACCAAAGGAACGGAUGUCCUUAAAGCUUUAGCUCUCGGCGCAAAAAUGACAUUUUUCGGUCGGCCGACGCUAUGGGGACUGGCACACAGCGGAGAAGAAGGGGUAAAAAAUAUUAUCCAACUUUUAAAAACAGAGAUCGACGUUGCUAUGGCACUGUCAGGCUGCUCUUCUGUGGAUGAAAUCGAUUCAUCUUUAGUCCUCCGCCAAGAAUUGUAUUCGAACCUUUAAGUGAAAAUCACGAACGAACGUCAAAUGUUUUUAUAGUUAUUACUCGGGAUAGUUUUCUGGUCAGGUGAAUAAAUAAUCUUCCAAACUUUGAAUUAGCAUCAUCUUGAGUUGAACUC
Daphnia pulicaria is the source of this 1314-nucleotide messenger RNA. RefSeq names its product hydroxyacid oxidase 1-like. Gene Ontology annotation, molecular function: FMN binding; oxidoreductase activity. NCBI's taxonomy places the organism in Eukaryota, Metazoa, Arthropoda, Branchiopoda, Diplostraca, Daphniidae. The record is from RefSeq and is a predicted model, not a curated record. The transcript is spliced from 11 exons. The coding region runs from base 86 to 1198 and encodes 370 amino acids.